Molecule: messenger RNA, 1491 nt
Organism: Cordyceps militaris CM01
Lineage: Eukaryota; Fungi; Ascomycota; Sordariomycetes; Hypocreales; Cordycipitaceae
Product: argininosuccinate lyase
Exons: 4
Coding region: 1-1491 (496 amino acids)
Cellular component (GO): cytosol
Molecular function (GO): argininosuccinate lyase activity
Source: RefSeq, a predicted model, not a curated record
AUGGCAUCUGGAAAGGCACCUGCAGAAAAUAUGCUUUGGGGUGGACGCUUCACAGGUUGGUUCUCUAUGGAAGUUCGAGUGCAAUGCGGCCUCGAUCCCCUCAUGCUCGAAUACAAUGCGAGUAUUGAGUACGACAAGCGCCUGUACAAGGAAGAUAUCCUCGGCAGUAUUGCGUUUGCACGCGCAAACGCCAAGUCUGGCGUCAUAUCCAACAGCGAGUUCGCUGAAAUCGAGAGAGGUCUCAGGGAGGUUCAGAAGGAGUGGGAAGCAAAUGCCUUUGUUAUCAUGCCCAAUGAUGAAGAUAUUCAUACUGCUAAUGAGCGCCGACUCGGUGAAAUUAUUGGCAUGGACAUCGCUGGUAAACUACACACGGGUCGCAGUCGCAAUGAGCAGGUUGUCUGUGAUAUGCGUAUGUGGCUUCGCAACCAGAUCAAGGAGAUUGAGAGCCACCUAGUUGUCUUCAUCGAGACUAUUGCCAGCCGCGCCGAGGCCGAGUGCGGCAUUAUUAUGCCUGGAUAUACCCAUCUCCAGCGUGCCAUGCCGGUCUUGUGGUCGCAGCAUCUGUUGUCAUAUGGCUUUUACUUUGCGAGUGAUCUUGAGCGGCUGCGUGAGACUUUAAAGCGUGUGAAUAGGAGCCCACUUGGUUGUGGUGCUCUCGCUGGCAACGGCUUCAAUAUCGAUCGCGACAUGAUGGCCGAGGAGCUGGGCUUCGACGGCCUUUUAUGGAACUCCAUGAAUGCUGUUGGUGAUAGAGAUUUCGUCACUGAAUUUCUACAAUGGGGUAGUAUGUUCAUGCAACAUAUUUCUCGCUGGGCUGAGGAUCUUGUGCUUUAUAGCACCAUGGAGUUUGACUUUAUUUCUAUUGCGGAUGCUUAUUCUACUGGAAGCUCUUUGAUGCCGCAUAAGAAGAACCCGGAUGGCUUAGAACCUCCUGAGACGAGAUACAACGCGGCAGGCUCAAGAAAGAAGUUAACAAUUCGUGAUCAUCUAGUCUUGCGAGGAAAGGCUGGUCGAGCAUUUGGCCAUAUGGCUGGCCUUAUGAUGACCCAAAAGAGCCUCCCCAGCACAUAUUCAAAGGACUUGCAAGAAAGUUGGGAGCCCAUGUUGGAUCAUGUGAAGACUAUCUCUGAUAGCCUUCGGAUUGCAAACGGGAUCCUCGUUACCCUUACUAUCAAGCCAGAGAAGAUGAGGGCCGCCCUCGACCCGUUUAUGCUGGCUACUGAUCUUGCUGAUUAUCUCGUACGAAAAGGUGUACCCUUUCGUGAGACGCACCAUAUCUCUGGGCGAUGUGUUGCUAAGAGCGAGGAGCUAGGCAUCCCGAUGAACGAGCUCUCACUGGAGCAACUACAGGCUAUUGAUAGCCGAUUUGGGGAGGAUGUUUCGCAAACUUUUGACUACGACAGAAGCGUCGAGAUGAGAUCAGUCAAGGGUGGUACUAGUCGGGCACGCGUCCUGGAGCAAGUCAAGGUUCUCAAGGAUAUGCUGGCUUAG